Molecule: messenger RNA, 1282 nt
Organism: Lutzomyia longipalpis
Lineage: Eukaryota; Metazoa; Arthropoda; Insecta; Diptera; Psychodidae
Exons: 2
Coding region: 46-918 (290 amino acids)
Molecular function (GO): acyltransferase activity, transferring groups other than amino-acyl groups
Source: RefSeq, a predicted model, not a curated record
CGCGGCAGUCUGUGUUGAGCUCUUGAGAUAGUCGUACGUAUCGUGAUGCCUCCAGCAGAUCGUUUAGUACCAAUUGCACGGAAAGCUCUUCCAAUUUUGAGGGAUUUGUACAAGGUUGAUUGGCCGAAGCAUCUCAUCAAUUACCAAACAAUUAACAACUUUGUCAAUUGGUACAAUCAAACAUCAUCCAUUGAUGAAGUUUUCAUUUGGAGUCUCAAUGAUACUUGGCGAGACAAUGGAACUUUUAUUAUCAAAAGCAAUGAUAAUUUCUUGCAGAGUCAUUAUGAUAUUCACUGUGGUACCCUCGAUGGGAAUGAGGAGACUCUCGUACGAGCUUUCUGCUUGAUUAAUUGGAAUAGACCAUUGCUAAUUUGCUCCUUCGUAGAAUACCAACGACCACCGAUCGUAAAAGCUCUGAAAAUUCACAAAGUUCCCAUAAAGUACGAUUGCUCAUAUAAAUUUUUUACAUUACCCAAAGAGAAGGCAAAAGCUCUACCAUCUGUAGAUCUUGCAGAUGACAUAACAAUUAGGAGAUUGGGAGUGAGAGAGGCUGAAAAGGCAAAUGAUUUGUGGCCAUACAAAAAGGAUGGAUCGCUGACUUUUCUGCAGAAAGUAGCCAAGUACAGCAUGUGCUACAGCGCGUACACAUCAUCCAAUGAGCUAGUUGGUUGGAUCUUUACAGACACAUCCGGUGGCAUUGGUACACUCCAUGUAGUCGAAGAAUUUCGCGGCAGGAAAAUUGCUCAGGCUCUCGUGGUGAAGUUGUGCCAACACAUGGGUGGUACUCUCAAAAUUGAUCCUCAUGCCUUUAUUGUUAAAACGAAUUUCCCAUCAAUUAAUUUAUUUGAAAAGUUGGGCUUCAUUGAGAGUGAUGAACUUGGAUAUUGGAUUCAAACUGACGCAAUGGAAGAGAGUUAAUAUUAAAAAAAAUCUUUUUGGCUACCCAGUAAACAAAAUUUGUUCAAUAUUGACUCAAUAUUGAUCAAUUAUUCAUCAAUAUUUGAGCAAUCUUAAUUGAGUGCUUAUUGCCUCAAUCAAUUUGUUUACUGGAUAUUAUUAUAUUAUUAUGUUUAUAAAUUACCAAUUUUUAAAGAAUCCAAAAAAAAGAAAAAAUGAAAACAAAAUAUAAUAAAAAUUGAUUCAAUUUACCCCACUCUCCCAUAUAUAGUGCACUGUAUAGUUAUUUUACUUCCACACGCAUAUUGCAGGAUUGAGCAAUCAAUGUGGAUUAAGUUGUAUGAGUGAGAGAUAAAGUUGUUGGUGGAAAAAAUGAAGCAAAAUA